Botrytis byssoidea is the source of this 261-nucleotide messenger RNA. RefSeq lists its product as uncharacterized. The transcript has a single exon. The coding region runs from base 1 to 261 and encodes 86 amino acids. The record is from RefSeq and is a predicted model, not a curated record. Lineage: Eukaryota; Fungi; Ascomycota; Leotiomycetes; Helotiales; Sclerotiniaceae.
AUGUCACCAGGUGGUCUCGGGAGUAGCAGCUGUGUCGACUGUGGGAAUGAUGACCACAACAAUGAUUUGAGAGAAUUUGAGCGUGUUGAACAGGAGGAUGAAUACCAGAAUAUCGGUGAUAAUGACUGGGGAUAUUCUGCUGAAGAGUUAGAAUCAUUUAUGUGUCAAAAUGAAGGUGGGGAAGCAGCUAUGUGCGAGGAUGAAGAGCUUCUUGGCUCAUUACACGGCGCCGGUAGAUGUAUGAUGGAGUGUUGUAUGUGA